AUGUUUAAUCUGACUGGGGCCACGGUGCGAACCCUGAACACCGUCGUGGUGAAGCGAGAGCCUGUUCAGUGUUCACUGAAGGAGUUGUGUGCAUUUCCUUCUCCGGUGUGUUUGUCCUCUCUGGGACUAAAAGGAGAACGUUUGGUGUUACUGGGCCGCUCCCAGUACAGUUUGUGUUUGAGUCUAACCGAAGGUGCUGCUGUGUCCCGCAGGCUGCAGCUGAUCGACGACUUGUCCUACGAAGACGUGAAGAAGUGUUACAGAGGAUCGACUGUCAGCAAAUACAACUCUCAGUACCACAAACUGUUCCAGGCGGUUCCUAAAGAAGAAGUCCUGAUGAAAGCGUAUUCCUGCGCUCUGCUCAGAGACAUCCUGCUGCAGGGGCGGCUCUACAUCUCCAGGAACUGGCUGUGUUUCUACGCCAACCUGUUCGGCAAAGACAUCAAGGUGUGCAUCCCGGUGGUGUCGGUCCGGCUGGUGAAGAAGCACAAGACUGCGGGUCUGGUGCCGAACGGCCUCGCCAUCACCAUGGAUACAGGACAGAAGGAGGAGCCUCCGGGUUCACUGCACUUCUUCACAGGUGUGUCAGCUGUUUGUUACCUGUCUGUCUCUCUCAGGGUCUUCCUGCUGGUCCUGUCGUCCUGCUAUCUGGCCUUCAGGGUUUGUCGUCUGGAGCAGCAGCUCAGCUUCCUGAGCAGCCAGCCGACGCUGAGAGAGAGGUGUGGAGAAGUGCCCUGCUGGCUGGCCAAUCAGAAGACAGGAACCUGAUCCUGCAGUCCGUCAGCGUGUGAGGAGAAAGUCUGCUUUUUGUAGAGUUAGCUGUUGGUGGUGGAGGAGAAGGCUCUCAGGAGGAGGGAGGAGCUUCAGCGGCUAACAUCUGACCCCUGCCAGCACCCGGUUAACAUAGAGAUGUAGUCAACACACGCAGCAGACUAACCUUUGACCUCUGGGACAGAAAUGUCGGCGUGUGCAUUGCUGGGUCAGUCAAAGGUCCCGAGAACUGAAAAUGUGUAGUAGGAUACACAGAAGUGUUCGACUGUUUUCCAUCACCAUCACGGAGGCGUCUGACUGGCCCACACAUCCAGCCUCGCCGUCAGCUGCUAGAAGCUGGAGAAAAGCCCAGAUCCACGAUCGAGCUCAGACCUCAUCACAGCACUCAGCCAUAAACUGUAGAUAAAAGACGGACACAGUUACUGUAAUGUUUCCCGCCUCCAUGUUGGAGUUUUUAAAGCAGAGAUGCGCCCCCCUAAAUCCCUCCCCCCUCCCCGUGCCCCCUGACUCUGAACGUUGUGUUAACUUAAACCUGAAAUCAGUGACUGAUGCUUGUGUUUCCUGGAGCCGACUGCCCCCUGCUGGUCAUUAGAAAGAAUGCAGGUCACAGGAUCUGCUGUCUUUUAUGUACAGUCUGUUGGCUCGUCCCAUAGCUCAUGUGACCUGGGAAGACGUCGGGAUCCCGAGCUGAAGAAGGAGAGCUCAGGGGUGGACGAACAGCUUACAGAGGCGCGCAAACACCUGAGUCGACCCGUCAGGUGACACACGAUGAGUAGUUACACAUGUUAGGAAGGUUUCCUGCCAUUAAUCAUCUCCUCAGUGUUACUCAGCAUAGAAGCUCAGGAUUAAUAAACUCUCACAUCACUGCAGCAUUAAUGACAAAAGGUGUUCCUCAUUAUUUUCUAAUAUGCACACAAACAGUAUCUGACGCCUGGAGAACCUCGCUGCUCACCUUUGCAUUCAGGACUGCAGCGACUGCACCAUGAUGACAUCACCAUGAUGACAUCACCAUGAUGACAUCACGCUGGAUUACUGUGUUACAUUAGGGCUGUAGCAUCAAGAUUUGAAUGUUUUUCUUAUCAUGCAGAGAACCCGAAUCCAUCUUUGUUUAAUAAUAUUCGAUCAGGCUGAUUUGUUGUAUGAUGAAUGUGCACAAAGAACAGCCGCCAGAGGUGGACGUCUUUUUAAUAAAUCAUGUAAACAAGCUGAAUUUACUAUUAAAGCUGAUGUUUUCAAA
This is a messenger RNA of Neolamprologus brichardi, 2008 nucleotides long. NCBI's taxonomy places the organism in Eukaryota, Metazoa, Chordata, Actinopteri, Cichliformes, Cichlidae. The record is from RefSeq and is a predicted model, not a curated record.